GUUGAAGGACAAAAUGAAUCAACGUACCAGCCAAACUCUGAAAUCUUUCAUUUGAACCCCAAACCAGAAGUGCUCCAACAAAACGAUGAAAUAUCAUCCGUUGGUCUAAACAACGACCCAUUUUUUCUUAACUGUCUGUUAAGAGAAGGCAAGAGGAUAUUUAAUCAAGAGAAGGAGGAGCCAGUAGACAAAUCGAUGUUUAGUAAGUCUGAAAGUACAAAUUAUUUUCUAGUUAGAAGACCCAUGAUAAAUUAUUAAAACCUAAAAUAAAAAUCAUCUUUUUUGCCAUUUCAUUAUUGUAAAAUAGAAUGCCCUAUGGAAUCAAAAGCUGGAUUUGUUUUUAUGGGAUGCAGUUAAUUAUGGAACCCACCUGGCUUCUUUGGUAUUGUUGAUAAUUCUGCUCUGAUCGACGUACCGAACGAAAACAGUACAUAAGCUGGCAUGCGUUAACUGCUUUCUACUUUUUUCUUGAUUCAGUAUUAAUUGUUACCGCACCUCACCAGAUGUUGUUUAGUACUUCCAAAACCAAAAACUGACCACCUGAAGCGUAGCUUUAGUUACAGUGGUGUUCUUCUUUUGGAGAAGUUUUCAUAGAUGAAUUUCAAAUCAGUACUUUCAAACGGCAGCAAAGUUGACAUACUUCCAGUUGUAGAGUUUUAUUUAUUUUCCGUGUUAGACUGAUAUUUUUAGCUGUGUUUUAUUUCAUUUUUUUUUAUUCUUUCAUUUACUCGUUCUUGUGAAAUAUAAUUUUUAGUUUUUGUUUGUUUGUUAUGCCAACGAAGUCAUGUCAAUUCAUUAGCCAGUUUUUAUUAUUUUACAAAUCACAAAAGAUAUUUACAAAACUAAAAAGAAAGUUAAUAUAUACAAUAGUGUUUAAAAAAAUAAUUGGAUGAAUGCAUUAAGUAAAAAGUAAAUAAAUAAAUAAUAAUAAUAAUAAUAAUAACACCCGCGAACCGUACCGUGGAAAGAAGAUUCAUAAUAACUAUCAGCAAUAAAAAUUUUAUGAUCUUACCCUAGCGCAGCUUUUCUUUUUUUUCUGUAUUAAGUAACUUCCCUGCUCAGCACUUUUUUGCAGGCUACAAAACAACCAAUUGCAAAUACAUCGAUCUGCAUACAGGGGCUGGGACAUUUCCAAGGCUUAAAACUCUGGCGUUAUACCUCUUCUCUCUUAGCUUAGCUUGCCUCUAAGAAGAAGGCUUUGGCAGUCUACUAUGCCUCUUUGCGAAUUCAUUCUAGAUAUUUCUAUUUCGAUGGCAAAUAAAUUCCUUUAUUCCCCUCCUUUUUUUCCCUCUGUUUUAAUGAUUUCCUCACUCCUUUUUAAAUUUAUAUGUGAAGAUCACUCGACCAUCAUUUUAUUUCUGACAUGUGUUUCGGUUUAUUCUCGCGAAUCAUCGGAGCAGCGGAAUAUUAUACCCUCGUUAGAAGCUGUUAACUGUUUUCUGUAUUAGAUUUUUCUCAAGUUCAAGUUCGAGUUCAUUUAUUCACACUUAUUCAAUUGCAAUACAACAACAAUAAGAAAAAACAGACGUAAAAACAGAGCUAACUAUACAUUGAAUUAAACAUAACAAAGUAAAAAAGUGUGUAGCAGCCAAAGAAGCCAAGCUUUCGAGUUGGCUACUACCACAGAGCGGUUAGUAUACAAGUGGCUGAAGGUUAUACAGUAAUUAUAAAAAACGGUUAAACUCUCCACGCGUUUAGAACUCCGCCCGCCAUCAGUGGUCGCACGUGUCUCUUUCCUCCGCAGAGGCCUCUUUGUGUCGUAGGGAGACUGAGGAGAAACAUCUAAAAAACAUCUCAGUCCUCCACUUUGAUUUACCUUUUGAAAGGGUCGCACGAAAAGGGAAAUCAGGCCUGUUUCAAGCGUCGUGCUACUGCCGUGCUAUGCUGGCUCGACUGCAGUUCGACUGCAGCACGAUACUACACGACUUGGUUUCAGACGACGAAUUUAAUUCAGUCAAAUAGAACGGCUGUUACCGAAAACAAGAAUAAAGAAACGGUUAAGCAACUUUUAAGUGUAUCUAAUGUAUUUAUAACUUAUGAAUUGAGUUCGGCACGGUGGUAGCUAGCACGACGUUUGAGCAUGUUGAAACCAAGUAAAGCUGCUGUUGUGUAGCACGGCAAGGCUUCCCGUGCUACACGGCAGUAGCCAACUUGGUUUCAAACGUCGCGCUACUGCCGUGCUAAAGUCGAAUUUAAUUCGAUCAGUUGAGUUCGGCACGGCAGUACACGACGUUUGAAACGGGCCUCAGCCAUUUUGUAAACAUCUAUUUCAGUGCUUCCUUGUUCCAGUCUUCCUUGGAAAUCCAGCGCCAUCUUGAAUAUAUGGCAGAGGCUCCCGCCUUUCCCCUCUUCCCGUCGUCCCCCGCACGCUUUCUAUUUUUCCAUUAUUACUAUUUUUAUUGGGAUACCCAGGGGGAGCCUCUGCGGAGGAGAGAGAACUUUUACCAUUUUCUGGCACUGUGUAUCCAUUUAUGACGCACUAUAAAUCAGGCACAGAAAGCAGAUCCUACUUCUACAAUACGGGCUAUUCAGAUUCCUCACUUCAGAAACUCUAAUGAGAAUGGGUACAAGCUUUGAGCGCAGUGAUUUCUGGGGCCGUUCGAGUGAGCAAGUAUUAGUUAUGAUCGGUCGAUGGUAUUCACAGCAACCAUUAACCAUUAAAAGAAACGCUUGUCCACCCAAGCGAUCCCAGACCAUCGUUGUACCAAAAACCUCACAGUUUCUGGAGGGUUGUGACUAGAAUGGAUGCCUCAAAAUCAUCUUGGACACCUUAUGUUUAUUACACAACGCUAUACGCUAUUCCACGCUAUACUACAUAUUUUAAGCGAAUUUAUUUAUUUGUUUAUUGGGCAGGAGAACUUUUAGAAAAAUGGGGAAAUCAGAGUAGGAGACUCUUGUGUAAGGAAAAGAGUUGAAUACAGGGUUUAGCACCGAAGUACAGUGAUUAGGGUUAAGCACUGUGUUAAAACGGUUAGCUUUCGUUGAUGUAAUGAACAAUGCCACGCAAAGUACUUUAAAAUUAAUUGGUGUCGGCAGUUAGCCUUUGAUGAUGUAGUGGAUACGAAUGUGGAUUUUACAUCAAAUGACGUGGGUUCAAGUCUUACAUACUACCCACCUGUUUUCUUUCUUCUCUUAUUUACUACUUAAAGUUGUCAGACUCCUAUCAUGUAUUUUGAGUGAAGAUGACAAUCUGACUUUGGGGUAUCCAAUCUAGUCACAGCCGUUUCUGGAGUGGUAAAUUGGACACGUAUAUGUCGUUUGCACUUACAUUUUGAAAUAUAAUUGCCUAUUCAUUUUUUCAUGCACUGGUUCAAUAAACAAGCGGCAAUAAGUAAAUAAGCACUUGAGUAGGCUUUUAUACAAUACAUAGCAUGAUUUAAGCUGUAUACCAGGCGUAAACAUCGACACAUGUCUGGCCUUUGUUAUCAAACUCGAAACAAUCGACCAAAUCUUCUGCGUACCAAAUUUGAAACUUUUGACCAAGCGAAACGUUUAAUGGGGGCAAAAGUUGGUUAAACACUAAUUCAGGAGAGUUAAUAUCAGUUCCCUCUAGACUAUACAUGUAAUAUCUUUCGCCACAUUUCCAUGUUUCUCUCGAAUAAUCGGCCAGCAAAAGGGCAGACUUGUUCGUAUACGUUAUAACAGUGGCCAAUUGCUUAUCCCCAAACACUGGGUGCUUGCAACCCCAAUGGGUUGGUUCUAUGAUCGAGAAUCCACAAGUGACAGAACCGUUCCUAUAAACCAGUUUGAAUGUAUUGACGAGUCCGCUUUUGUUGAUCGUGAAUGUUGCAUGAGUGUCGCCAGCAGCUCCAAAGCAAACUGGGUCUUCGUUGAUCUUUUUCCAGUUUUCUGAAAGUGAUGAACAUCAAUCCGUGAUAAAUUGAAUGUAAUCUUUUUUUUUUAAUUUAGAAAUUAAAUCUUGUCAUCCAAAAUAGCUGUAAUGUCCAAAUUUCUAACUUAACUUGAGGUUGCUUGACCCUCAGACGCACAGGAAGGGGAAGAGAGGGGUGGAUGCUAGCCCCCUCCCCCCCACACUUUGAGAUUUUUCUGAGUUUUUCCUAGAGGGUCAAACAUCAGCAGCUGAUUUUUGCAGUAGGUGUUCUCUUAACCCUGGCGUUCAUUCUAAAACAAGUUUAAAGAUGAUCACUGACUACGGUUAUGAGAAGGCUCUUACGAGAUAUGACGUCACAGGUAGCUGGUGGUCGAGCCAUUUUUGAAUAAGAAUGCAUUUUUUUCCAACUUGUUUCGACAAUUUCAGUUAAAAGUGUGGAUAAAAUGAAGCAGAGAACUUAAUAUUUUUGCGUUAUUUACAUGUCAAACACAAAAAAUUACCAAUUAUCUCCGUUUCUACUUGAUUUCUAACUCUUGGUAAAAUCCAAGAUGGCGACCAUGUUUGGUGACGCCACAGGCCUCCAACAGUGCCACCACCCUUAAAAUAUUCCAUAUCUUGUCGAGAAGAUGAAAGGCUUUCCAUUGAAGGUAAAUUUUUUUUGUAAUACUGCAACAUGUGAAAGACUUAAGGCAAGGGUUCUAUCACCGCGCCCCCCCCACCCUUGUACCACGGUGGGGAUAUUACUCUGUUUGUUCGUCCCGGGGUUAAGUGGGUGAUUCAUUUUGAUACUGUUGAUUUUUGUGUAAAGAAAUCUACCCAAGGUGAAAUCCUCGGUUGAGUGUCAGUGAAAUCUUUUAUUGGCUGGCUUUUAAUUCUUCAUUACUGUGAACGGUAGGCAAUAAUUUGUCAAACCACUUUUUUUAAAAAAUGUUUUACGGUCGUGCUAACUGUAAACGCCUGCCUUUAUGCCGCCACGGGCAUGAGCUUGAGCAGCAACGUGUUUGAACCAUGGACGUCAACCGAAAGUUGACGUUUUUCACUCUUGAGCCGUGAUUCUGAACGAAUUUUUGGUAAAAUAGUCUCUAUAUGGGUAAAGACACUUAGCAAUACAAAUUUGCUAGCGUUAAGGUAUAUUAAAAGAGAAAAAGGCUCACUUCCGGUUGACAUUCGUCGCGCAAAAACGUCACUUCUUUAUUUUUCGACAACUCGCAUUAUCAAUGUACAAAGUACCUGUACAUCGGUAUCUUUUAUCAGUAAAUCCUGUUUGACAUCUGUACCCCGAGGGGCAUGGGCUGCUUGAGCAAUAAUUCUGUUGGAAAAAUAAAAAUAGCAGGCAAUAACACUUUUUGUGAUACGAUGUACCACGUAAGUGUAUUUUGAAUUUUUUUUCUGAGGGUCUCGCGAGGCGAUCUUCUGUCGGUGCUACUUUCAAGAAUAUCUAACUUAUGAUAUCAAAAAUAUUGACGUUUGAAGAGUGUUUUAAGCAACAUUAACCCUUUUAUCGAAAAAAAUAUAAACCAUUAUGAACUAAUCGCAGAUUAUAGCCAACUCAGCGUCGCGCGUCGCUGGCUACCACCAUCUCAUAUCCAACAAGUGCGAGUGAAAUAACUGUUUUAUUAAAAACGCCCACAAAAUAUCGAGAAUUCCUCCCGACUCUAUUUGUAAAAACAACCGAUUUUCAGCUUGUUUUUAAUUUUGAGCAGACGCGUACAGUUACCAUAUUUGGAGAGCAUGGUAUAAUGGAUACCAUUAUGGCUAAGCCAAUCAAAGCUCUAGGAUUGCAUUAUCCAAUGAUUCAGUUUUUAAUAAAUGCGGAUACCGUUACUUACCCACACAGACUUAUAGAUGAACCCCUGUUGUUGCAUAAGAUCUUUAGGAUGUAUAUUGUGAUCUGAAAGACUCAGUUCACAUUUGUGCUGCCCCCCUUUUCGUUGUGGUCCGAGGUCGAUUGACAUGCAGUCAUCGUCAUCAAAACAGUAGGCUUCGCAUGCUGUUUCUGAUUGUACCAAUAAGGUCUUAGUCACGUGACCAACAAGUCUGCUUUGUGAUGUUGGAGGCUGGAAUUGCAUUAUUCUACAAUCAUCCAAUGAUGCUUUUGCUUCUAUUACAUGUUAGAGAGACAAGUAGACUUUGUUAAUAAAUGAUGCAUGAUAAAUGAAUUACGUCUACAGUAAACGAUAUCGUUGACAGAAGAAGAGGAAGAAGAAGAAUGGCAAGAAAAACAACAGCAAACAAGAACUAGAAGAAGAAGAGCAACAACAAUAAGAACGACAACAGCAAGAACUAAAUUGUAGAAGAAGAAGAAUAAGAAGAUGAAGAAGAAGAAGAAGAAGAAGGAAAAUUUAACAACAACUCCAAAACACAACCACAACUUCAACAACAAGAACUAGGAAAAAAAAAAGAGAAGCAAGAAGAAGAAGACGAAAAAGAAGAACAACAAAAAACAACCACAACAACAACAAGAGCUAAAGCUGUAGAAGAAGAAAAAGAACAAAAACAACAACAGCGAAAUCAAAAACAAGAACUAAAACUGUAGCCGAGAAGAAGAGAAAGAACAACAACAAGAAAAAACUGUAGAUCAGAGACGAAGAAGGACAGCAAGAACAAGAAGAAAAACUAAAACUGUAGUUGACGAAAAAGAAGAAGAAGAACAACAAGAAGAACUUAAUAGAAGAAGAAAAAAAAGAAGAAGAAGAAGAAGAAGAAGAAGAAGAAGAAGAAGAAGAAGAAGAAGAAGAAGAAGAAGAAGAAGAAGAAGAAGAAGAAGAAGAAGAAGAAGAAGAAGAAGAAGAAGAAGAAGAAGAAGAA
Molecule: messenger RNA, 6640 nt
Organism: Porites lobata
Lineage: Eukaryota; Metazoa; Cnidaria; Anthozoa; Scleractinia; Poritidae
Source: the annotation of a GenBank genome assembly